AUGAGGCCGGAAGCAGGCAGCUGCAGGAAGGGCGGAGGCCAGCUCCUAUCGGGGAUAAACACAUUUCUGAGCAAAGUGAAAAUGAAACUUACUUUCUUAUUUCUCGUAGGUGCCAUGGCCUCGAGAAGCCGGGUAAAAGAUCUCCAAGAGGCUGUUAUCUGUUCCAUUUGCCUGGCUUAUUUUAACGAUCCGGUGAUUCUCAAGUGCGGGCACAAUUUCUGCCGAUCCUGCAUCACUCAGUACUGCAAGGAGUCCAAAGUCUCCCCCCGGUAUCCCUGCCCUCAGUGCAGAGAACGGUUCCGGGAAGGGGAAUUCCAGCCCAACCGGGAGCUGAGGAAUGUAGUUGAAAUAACCAAAAAAAUCCCAGAGCCAGGGGGGAAGAAAGCGUGUGAAAAACAUGAGGAGCUUUUGAAACUCUUCUGUGAAGUGGAUCAAACCCCCAUCUGUGUGGUGUGCAGAGAGUCCCGCAGUCACAAAGACCACGCUGUGCUUCCUGUUGAUGAGGCUGCUGUGGAUUACCAGGAACAAAUUCGGAGCCGUUUGGAGAUUUUGAAAAAAGAGAGAGACGAGAUUCUGUCGUAUAAAUCGAGUGGGGAAAAUACAAGCCAGGAACUGCUGAAACAGCUGGAAACUGAGAGGCAGAAGAUUGUGGCUGAAUUUCAGCAACUGCGCCAGUUUCUGGAGGAACAAGAGCGACUCCGGCUGGCCCAGUUGGAAGAGCUGAAUCAGGAAAUUGAAAAGGGAAGGGCUGAGUAUGUUGCCAAACUAUCUGAGGAAAUAUCCUCUUUCAGUUCCCUGAUCAGUGAGAUGGAGCAGAAGUGCCAGCUGCCAGCAAGUGAAUUCCUGCAGGACAUCAAAGGCACCUUGAGCAGAUGCGAGAGGGAGAAGUUCAACGACCCAGUGGCCUUUUCUUCAGAACUGAAACGGAGAAUCUGGGAAUCUUCUCAAAGAAAUGCCUCUCUGGAGACCAGAAUGAAGAAAUUCAAAGACUCACUGUCAUCUAGCCAGCAGAUGGACAAAGCGAACGUGACUCUGGAUCCAGACACGGCCCAUCCCGACCUCAUCGUGUCUGCGGAUCGGAAAAGUGUGAGAUGUGGAGACAGAUGGCAGGAUCUGCCCAACAACCCUGAGAGAUUUGACACUGAGCGCUGUGUGCUGGGCUGUCAGGGAUUCACCUCGGGCCGACAUUACUGGGAGGUGGAGGUGGAGGUGGAGGGGGGGGGAUUCUGUUUUGUGGGGGUGGCCAGAGAGUCUGUGAGCAGGAAGGGAGAGAUCAGCUUUAACCCUGAGCAGGGGAUCUGGGCUGUGGAGUGCGAUGAGGAUCAGUACUGGGCUCUCACGUCCCCUGUGCAGCGCAUCCCCUUCCCCCCGAGCCGGGCACCCCACAGGAUCCGGGUUUGUCUGGACUAUGAACGGGGGCGGGUGGCGUUUUUCGAUGCUGGUCGCAGGGACCCGAUCGUCACUUUCCCGCCGGCCUCUUUCGCCGGGGAGAGAAUCCGCCCAUUCUUCUGGGUUGGUGUUGUUAGUGUGCGGCUCCUCUAG
This is a messenger RNA of Emys orbicularis (European pond turtle), 1542 nucleotides long. RefSeq names its product tripartite motif-containing protein 10-like. Gene Ontology annotation, biological process: protein ubiquitination. Gene Ontology annotation, molecular function: ubiquitin protein ligase activity; protein binding; zinc ion binding. Gene Ontology annotation, cellular component: cytoplasm. Bases 1 to 1542 code for a protein of 513 amino acids. The record is from RefSeq and is a predicted model, not a curated record. Lineage: Eukaryota; Metazoa; Chordata; Testudines; Emydidae. The transcript is spliced from 7 exons.